Sporothrix schenckii 1099-18 is the source of this 1518-nucleotide messenger RNA. RefSeq names its product MFS transporter, ACS family, pantothenate transporter. The transcript has 3 exons. Gene Ontology annotation, cellular component: membrane. NCBI's taxonomy places the organism in Eukaryota, Fungi, Ascomycota, Sordariomycetes, Ophiostomatales, Ophiostomataceae. Gene Ontology annotation, molecular function: transmembrane transporter activity. Gene Ontology annotation, biological process: transmembrane transport. The record is from RefSeq and is a predicted model, not a curated record. Bases 1 to 1518 code for a protein of 505 amino acids.
AUGGCCGCCAUCACACCUUCGGACAACGUCGUCGCGGCUGACGCCGCGGCUCACGCCCCCGCCGCCGCCGCACCUGCUAAACGCUCGUUCCGGUCCUUCAUCUGGGACACCGACACACACCUCAAGACCCCCGAAGAGCGCCGCCUGCUGCGGAAGCUCGACUCGGCCAUUCUGACCGUCGGCUGCCUCGGCUUCUUCAUGAAGUACCUCGACCAGGGCAACCUCGCUAAUGCCUACGUCUCGGGUCUCCAGGAGGACCUGCACAUGUACGGCAACCAGUACACGUACGCCACGUCCGUCUACACGGUCGCCUAUGCCGUAAUGCAGAUCCCCAGCACGCUCAUCAUCCAGCGCGUGCCGCCGCGGCUCUGGCUGACGGCCAUGGAGGUCGGCUGGGGCAUCUGGACGUUUGCGCAGGCCGGGAUGCACACGACGGGGCAGCUGUAUGCCUUCCGGUUCCUGGUCGGCCUGUUUGAGAGCUCGUUUUUUCCAGCCAUGCUGUACCUGCUCGGCACCUGGUACACCAAGACCGAGACGGCUAAGCGCAUUGCGCUGUUCCACAUGACGGCGCCGCUGGGCACGGCGUUUGGCGGCUACAUGCAGGCGGCCGUGUACAACAACCUGGACGGCGUGCACGGGCUGGCCGGCUGGCGCUGGCUGUACAUUGUGUGCGGCAGCAUGACGGUGCCCGUGGGCAUUGCCACCUUUUUCUUGCUGCCGGACACGCCGUUCCGCACGCGGGCGUGGUACUUGACGCCGGCGGAACGCGAACUGGCCAUUGCGCGGGUCAACCGGGAGGGCAAAGCGGCGCCAGCCAAGAUCAACCUGGCCAUGUUCAAGCGGGUCUUGUCGUCGUGGAAGUGGUAUCUCUUUACGCUGGGCUAUGUGCUCUAUGGCGAAUCGUGUGGCGGCAACGGCUACUUUGGUAUCUGGCUCAAGGCCGAGGGCUUCUCCGUCGCCAAGCGCAACCUCAUCCCGACGGGCACGGCCUUGAUUUCUGGUUCCUGUGUCGUCCUCUGGGGCUUUCUGUCCGAUUACACAGGCAGUCGCUUCGCCUUUGUGCUCAUCCCGCUCAUCUUGACUCUCCUGCCCAAUGGCAUCCUCGCCUUUUGGUCCUCCAACAUUCAUUUUCUCGAGUUUGCCUUUUUGACCGUCAACAUCCACUUGAUGACGGCUGUAUAUUACACGUGGGCCAACGAGGUCUGCGCCGCCGACAACGAGCAACGCGCCGUCGUCAUCAGCAGCAUGAACGGCUUCCAGUACGCCGUCGCCGCCUGGCUGCCCAUCGUCAUCUUCCCGCAAACCACCGCCCCGACCUUCCGCCGCGGCUUUCCCACGACCUUUGGUCUCGUGAUUGCGUCCAUCUUUGCUGUCCUUGCCAUCCAGUACAUGAUUGUGCGUGACCGGAAACGUGCGGCGGCCGAGGCAGAACGGCGGCCGUCGACCGACUCGGAAGACGGCGAGCUGUCUCGCGAGCAAGCGAUUGUCCCCGGUAAGGACGAAAAAGUGCAAGUAUAG